UCAAAUGUGGCCAUCUGUCACCUCACCAAGUUUGAAAAUGCUGCACUACAGCUCUUUGCCCUGGGAUUGUAUACUUUCUACACUGAGAACAUUGCUAAGCUGAAGGAGGACAACCAGAUCCUCCACUCAAAUUUUAAUAGCUCAGUUUUUGGUGCUGUGAGCUACAACUUUGGCCCCAAUGUGGUCAUCACAAUGCACACUGACCACACAAAUCUUGCAUGGGGCUGGUGUUCAAUCACAGCCCUGGAGAAUUUUGAUCACAAGCAAGGAGAACAUGUGAUAUUGUGGGACCUUCACCUUGUCAUUGAGUUUUCUGCAGGCACUACCAUCCUCAUCCCUUCUGCCAUCUUGCUUCAUUCAAAUGUUAACAUAAAUGCAAAUAAGACAUGCUGUUCAUUCACUCAGUACUCCACUGAUGGUCUGUUCAGAUGGGUAAAUUAUAGAUGUUGGAUACAAAAAGAAUUCGAAGCACAAGAGGGAGACAUAAAACAGCUUGGGCCUGAACGUUGA
Messenger RNA from Laetiporus sulphureus 93-53, 510 nucleotides. RefSeq lists its product as uncharacterized. Lineage: Eukaryota; Fungi; Basidiomycota; Agaricomycetes; Polyporales; Laetiporaceae. The transcript has a single exon. The annotation marks the transcript as partial. The record is from RefSeq and is a predicted model, not a curated record.